UCCUCACACGCCUCUCUCCCUCGUCUCUCUCCCAGCGCCGCACACAUCCAACCCUCCCCCCAACGCCAGGGCAGACAGGCCCUGCGCCCCAUCCACAGCCCCUGCCGCGCUGGAGCCCCACCACCGUUGCCGCGCCCGCGCCCGGGGAUUCGCCGCCUAUCGUCGUCCUCGCGCCACCGCUGCGCAGAAGCUCCUGCCAUGGCCGCACCUGCCUGGUCCUUCGUGUCCGUGCCGCGCCAAGUCACCUCCUUGCCGGAGAUGGAUGGAUCCCGAAGGCCCCUCGCGGAUCUGACCUCCCCUCGCCUUGCUCCCCUCGCCGAAGACCCCUCGUCGACCGGUGCCCACCUCCGUCGCCACUGCCGUGCCGGCGCCUCGCCGUCUCGGUCGCGUCCGCCGCGGCUCCCCGCGGCCCCGGCGAGCACGCCCGCGCCUGUGGGCUACCACCUCCGCCCCGCAGCUUCUCCGUCGUCCCCGCGCCGCUUCUCUACCUCGCGCCUGCCGGCCCGUCCAGCCGCCGGACCUCACCGGCAGGGUCCAUCCGGCCUCCCCGAGCCCUCCUCUACAACGAUACACCGAGACCGACGCCGCUGCUACCCAGUAUGACUACGGUGUUGACGACCCC
This is a messenger RNA of Triticum dicoccoides, 622 nucleotides long. Its product is annotated as desiccation/radiation resistance protein DR_1769-like. The transcript has 2 exons. Lineage: Eukaryota; Viridiplantae; Streptophyta; Magnoliopsida; Poales; Poaceae. Bases 199 to 603 code for a protein of 134 amino acids. The record is from RefSeq and is a predicted model, not a curated record.